Molecule: messenger RNA, 4791 nt
Organism: Symbiodinium pilosum
Lineage: Eukaryota; Dinophyceae; Suessiales; Symbiodiniaceae
Source: the annotation of a GenBank genome assembly
GACAGAAGUCUGCCAUGGGGAAAGCUGUACUUCACAGUCAAGCAGCAGCCAUCAAUCAUUUCUUCAGCCAAGAUCAGCUAUCCCGGUACCAUCAAGGAUGGCAGCGAGCCUGCUUGUUGGUUCAGUUUUCCAGGGAAAUACAAAGUUGGCUGGGACGCCUUGAUCAAGGAGCACCACGGUGACUCUGUUGCAUGCGUUUUCCUGGACAGCCAAAAGGCGCGAGGUAGCACCUGCCGACGACUCCGGAUGGUGGAGGUCACGGAGGAGGAGAUAAACGCAAGUGGGGUGAACAGGAUAUCACCCGAAAAGGAGAUUCGGGCCUGGCUGCAGAAUCUUGAGAAGGCCGUCGCCAAUGGGCAGCGACUGAAGGCUGUCUUCUUCCCAGGCCAAGUUGGUGAUGGCAAAGUUAGCAUGAAGCAGCUGCCCACAGCAGAACUCUGGAAUGGAGUCGGGUGCGGUGGAUCUCAGAAGUGUGAGCUCGCGACGGCAGAUGAGAGGAAGUGGGACUACGAUGAGCUCGACGUUGUCCAAUUCCUACGCGCGGAGUUUCCAGCUGGCUGCGAGGUUGAUGCCCAGGAUAUGCAUAAGACAGAAAAAGGAGAAAGUUGUCGGUGGGAGAGAUGUCGGAUUAAAUCUCUGAAGCGAGUGUCUGAUACGAAGGCUGACCAGGCAGAUAGGUUAGAGUGGAAAGUCGUCUCCCUCGUGGAUGGACGUGUCUUUGACACGAAGAGCAUACGACACCCAGAUCUGAAUAUCCAGCACUUGCUGGAGAGCCUGGGCCAGCUAACCGCAAGCUUUCUGGAUGGAUCGCUGCAUGAAGGCGAAGAUUUCUUGAAAGAGUCCCUGGCGUAUAGCGCUCCCGGCACAACGCCAACAGCAUGUAGGCAGACCGAGCUGCAGACUGGAGUGUCAGCACUGGAGAUAGACGUCAAGUGUGAAGACAACAUACAGUUACAUCACAAGCUUAGAGAUCGAGUCCUCAGUGGCCAGCUGGAGCUUGACUUUAACGACAGACUUUCGCAGAAGGACCCUUCUUGGCAGCUUCGGAUACACAAAUCAGAUUUCCUGGAAUCAUAUGAGAAGUCUCUCCUCAGCUUGACGGAGCUGACGCCACACCAGCAAGACAAGCUCGCAAGCCUGAAAGCCGCCAACACGCCUCAUGUCCACUUAUCGGCGCCUGCAGGUGCAGGCAAGACUUUUGUCGCAAUCCAGUAUGCCAUGGAUGUGCUUUCUUCCGACGAUUCCUCUUUGGUUCUGUAUGUGUCACCGACGAGAGCCUUAGGCUACCACUUCCUGCAAUGGCUGGCGGUGCGGGUGGCAGCUGGAGAGGAGCAGCUAGAGCCGAAGCUCAUUAACGAAAAGAUCCAGCAGUAUCUAUGCAGGAUGGUCUUCGUACAUGAUCCAUACAGCAAGUCUUGCCGCAAACACAUAGCCCUGAAAGAUGGUCUUAUUGUCGUCAAAGACACAAAUGAUCUUGCAGAGCAUUUUGCUCUGGCUGUUUUUGAUGAGGGCCAUAAGAUCUUCUGCCCGAGUGUGGACACGUCCGUUCUGGACCACCUGAACUGCGCGCGUACCCUCCUCCUUACAGACGAGGCUCAGUCAUCAUCAGUGAGGCAGAGCUUUCCUGAUAUGCCAGUCCAUAAGCUGACAGAGAUUGUCCGGAGCACCAAACGCAUCGUGUCCGGUGCCAGGGCCUUCAGAGUCACCAAAGACAUGAGUGAGAAGGUUAGCUCUCUAGGGAGUGACGGUCCACCUCUGAAGACAUUUGUUUUCGAGAAGGCUGAUGACAAGUAUGAGACUUAUACUCGUCAUGUGAUAGCGGCCAUCUGGCACGCAGUGCAAACAUAUCCCGACAUCAGCCUCCACCGUCGCCUUGCUCUUCUGGUUCCGAACGAGGGAUUUUGCAACCAGCUGAAGCCACUACUGACAUCUGCGUUGCGCAAAGAGCUUCCGCAUAGGUCCAUGCAUCUGAUUUCUUUUGAAGAAUCUCUGCGUCAAGUUCGCUUGUGGAGCAUGCACUCGCAUGCAGAAGAGCACAUGGUGCUCGACUGUGUGGAGAACGUAGAUGGCCUGGAGAAUCUGAUCGUGAUCUGUAUUGGUCUCGAUGCGCCGAUUGCAGACGAAUCUGUUGAUUUCAAGACCCGUGUGCGGCUUUACAGGGCCUUAACAAGAGCACAGCUCUUAGCCAUGGUUGUCAAUGAGCACAUCCAGGGUGGAUUCCUCGAGUUUCUGGAUGUUGUGAGGUUCCGGCAAGAAGCACUUUCAGUGCGGGAUGUAGCUCCCCAGUUUGCUUCCGCAGCUGCUGUUCAUAUCCAGAGGCAGGCUGAAGAGGCUAUCCUAAGCGUGCACAGCAAGCCGGUCGAAGCAGCAGAGGAGAGAACCGGUACAGUUGAUGACGUGCAAGGCCGUGAUGAUGACAUGUUUGAUAUACAGUGGACCACUGAGGCAGAACCAGAUGACGAUGCCGAGCUUGCGCUAGAGAUACAAGAAUCCCGUGUGUGGGACACCACAGACAACGCCAAGCCUGCCUCCAUCUACGAGCUCAAGUUCAACCCUUUGGCGGAGUCUCCCAAUGUACAGCCAGGAGGACUACAGCUCAGGGGCAGAAGCAGUGAACCCCGAGAGGGGAUGCUGUACUGCACCUUCAAGGAACGGCCAGCCUUGCUUGCCGCGCCUAACAUCAGUCAUCAUGGAAGCAUCAAGCCCGAAGCGGAUGUUUGCUGGUUUUCAUUUCCGGGCAAACACAAAGACGCGUUUGAUAAUUUGAUAGGACUGCAUCAUGGUGACUCCGUCGCUUGUGUCUUCCACACCUCUGCAGCGGACGGUCUUGGUCGGCAUCACCCAGACCCGGCGAGUCCGGAUAGGUCAUGCUAUUGCAGGCGUAUCUAUGGCGAGCGGAGCUUCCAGACCUUGGGCUAUCUUGUAUAUUUCGAUUAUUUCGAUGAUGAGGACAGAGGGCGGCAGGAGUUAUAUGCCAGAGCCACCAAUGCUGUGCUGAUCCACAGAAAUGCAAGUCAGACGGAGAAAAUGGAGGCUAGGCAGCAGGCCGAAAGAGAAUGGCAGAUGAGCGGGGGUGUAGCUGCCUGGGGCUGUGAAUGGUACCACAUGUGGCUUCAGAAUGUGGAGGCAGCAGUUGCAAGAGGGCAGCGUUUGAAGGCCGUGUUCUUUGAGGGGCAAGUUGGCAGAGGCAAAGUGGACAUGGAGGAUUUGCCAACUGCGAAUCUUUGGGAUGGUGUGGGUUGCGGCGCCUCGCAAAAAUGCGAAAUUGCCACCGCUGAUUUUAUGGGUUGGGAGUAUGACGAAGUUGACGUUGGCUCAUACAUUCCCCACUGGCUGUACAGUGGAUGCCCUGGAUGGGGCAGCCUGGCGACAGUGCCAACUCCUGUGGAGAACAUGCUUGACCGCAUUGGUGGGGACCUGAGUCGUUCAGCUGUGCAAGCCCAGAGGUGUAGCGACCACCUAUCGGAGAUGAUUAGUACUUGCCUCAACAAGAUAGAUGUGGUGGAACUGAAGUCCUGCAGGCUGUUGAGGGGGACCCCGGCUCUUGGCGUGCGCGUCCGAAUCAGAGACGUGCGUGGGCUCCAAGAUUUGCGGGGCAGGGUUUUUUGUGAUGAGUUCGACACCCAGCUAAAUCGGCAAUUGCAGCAACAUGAGGAGUAUGGCUUGCAGGUGGACACGGAUUGUUUUGUUGAGCUGUAUGAACAGAGCAUGCAUAGCAUGGCAGAGCUUACUCCGCACCAGCGUGCACAAAUCCAAGAAAUUCAUGGCAGGGAUGUGCACCUUUCAGGCCCGGCGGGUUCGGGAAAAACUUUUAUUGCUCUCCAAUAUGCGCAGGAUGCGCUAACAUCGGACUCUUCUUCCAGGGUCCUCUACAUCUCACCUUCUGUUGAGAUGGGCUACCACUUCGUGCAGCGGCUUGCAUCCCGCCUCUGGCGACUGGGUGAGUCAGAACAGUCAGAACAUCGCAUGCAGGAUGUCAUCGCGAGAAUGCCGCUGCUGCAUCGACCUUACACAACCCUUUUGCAGCCGCACGUGCAAGAGGACCAGGUCACUUUUGCAGAGGUGGCAUUCGUUCCCAAAGAGACUUUUUUCGAGCUGGUCAUCUUCGAUCAGGCCCAGGAGACUUUCCACCCAGAGGCAGAGGGGGAGCUGUGGCAGGCCGUUGCGUCGGCCCGCAAGCUGCUGCUGUCAGACAGUGUGCAGCGGGUGAUGCUGACGGAGGUGUUGCGCGGCACCAGAAGACUUCUUGCAGGAGGUGCGGGGUUCCGAUUGGCUUCAGACAUGGAGCCAGCAGUCCAAUUUACAGGCGCAGAUGGCCCUCCACUGAAGACUUUCAUUUUCGAACGUGAGAGCUUCCCAGCCUAUGCCGUACACGUGUUGAAGGCUCUUGAGUUUGUGCAAAAAACAUGCAGAUUCAGGCGGCAGCACGGUGUUGUCGUGCUCACACGUGACGAGGUGUUUUCCAGGGCUCUCAGGCCAGCUCUUGACAGAAUCCUGCGCCGGAGCCCUCUGCAUCGGCGGGUGCGCCUCGUGUCCAUGGCGGAAUCGUUUUGGCAGGGAUGGUCGGAGGAGUGCGUGAUCCUGGACUCAGUGGAGAAAGCAGCCGGCCUGGAAUUCCUUGCCGUUAUUCUGGUUGGGCUAGACUGUUCCGUGAGUGACAUCGAAAGCCGAUCCGUUUUGUAUAAGGGAAUAACACGCGCUCAGUUCAUGGCAGUCAUCGUGAACCAUCUCCUAGCAGGGGGCUGGCUGGAAUCUCUGAGCAAAGCUCACAUCUCUGCUUCUGGGGCGUAG